AUGGGUGCAGUUGACUGCAUUGACUGUGCUGCUGAUGCAUCAGUGGUUAGCGCUGUGAAUGAAGGAAUUUUAGCCGCAAAAGAAAUUGCAGGUCUUCAGAAAAAGCCUUGGGUUAUGAUCAGUGUCAAUGAUGAUAAAGAUCUUCAUUUUCGCAAAGCCGAAUUUGAUCCAGAAAACUGUCCAGCAAAUUGUUCUCGCCCUUGCGAAAUUGUGUGCCCUGCUAAUGCAAUAUCAUUCCUAGGGAAAUCAGCAUCUGGAACUUCAUCUAAUACUGAAUUACCAAGAUUUUUAGUGGAUGGAGUCAUAACAGAACGCUGCUACGGUUGUGGCCGUUGCCUUCCGGUUUGCCCCUAUGACAAAAUAAGAGAGGUAACAUAUGUAAGAGACGCCGCGACAACUGCUGAUCUCCUCAGGAGAAAUGAUGUUGAUGCUAUGGAGAUACAUACAAGUGGGAGGCAGAGUGCACAAUUCAAAGAGCUCUGGUGUGCUUUAGGGAAUUCAGUAGAAAACUUAAAGUUAAUAGCAGUUAGCUUACCUAAUGGUGGAGAUUCAACAAUACCCUCUAUGAAUGAGAUGUUCUCCAUUAUGAAACCAAAUCUUCAAUGCUUCAACUUAUGGCAGUUGGACGGCCGGCCGAUGAGUGGAGACAUCGGGAGAGGAGCAACCAAGGAAACAAUCGCCUUUGCUAUCGAAUUGGCAAAAGCGAAAAACCGACCUCCCGGCUUCCUUCAACUUGCUGGUGGCACUAAUGCUCACACAAUUGAUGGAUUGAGAAAAAAAGGACUAUUUCAAACAACAUCUAUUGUAGUCGAUUCGUCGAAUUCGCCAGACGCCUUAAUCGGCGGUAUAGCUUACGGAGGCUAUGCACGGAAGAUUGUUGGUAGAGUAUUGAGAUCAAUGCAAUCUGAAUAUGGUGGAGCUGCUAGAAUAGAGGAUCAUCCUCAACAUCUUUUGAUGGCUCUUAAGGAAGCACUUGCUUUAGUUGGACCUGUUAAAUGUUUAUGAUCUCCAUAACUUGUUCACAAUCACAAUCAGUGCUUGGUAGUUUAUAUUUGGAACUAUAGCAGUACUAGUACAGCAUAUAGGGUAAGGAAGAAUAAAAACUUGUUAAAUAGGAUAAAAGAAAUGUCAUAAGAACGCAAUAAUAAUGUUUAAUUA
Arachis duranensis is the source of this 1158-nucleotide messenger RNA. RefSeq lists its product as uncharacterized. The transcript is spliced from 9 exons. NCBI's taxonomy places the organism in Eukaryota, Viridiplantae, Streptophyta, Magnoliopsida, Fabales, Fabaceae. The record is from RefSeq and is a predicted model, not a curated record. The coding region runs from base 1 to 1005 and encodes 334 amino acids.